UAUUUCAUCAAUAUCAUCUCCAAAGAAAAGCUUCAUCGAAGAGUAUCAUCACAUCAAUAAAAAUCAAAGCCAUAAUUGCCAAUUAUGGCUUUGAAGGUGAUGUUUUUCAUUGGAGGACUAGUCUUGGCUUUACAGGUGAUCGGAACCUGUGGCAGCCCGAGCAUCAUUCCGGCAGAUUCAUCAAAGCUGGACAGUUGGAUUGAUCACAACAUGAGAGCCCACGAGCAAGGGAAGAACGAUCACGCCCUCGACAAGGUAUUGGCCGAUGCUGAGAAAGCCUCUAAAGUUAUUAAGGUAAGGAAAGACGGGUCAGGAGAUUUUAAGACUAUUACUGACGCCGUUAAAAGUAUUCCAUCUGGUAACAAAGGGAGGGUUAUAGUGUGGAUUGGUCCUGGGGUUUAUCAUGAGCAUAUAACUGUGGACAGGACUAAACCCUUCGUCACCUUUUAUGGAGAUGCAGCUAAAGUCCCCGUAAUUACCUUUGACGGCACCGCCGCUAAAUUUGGAACCUGGAACAGCGCCACCGUAGCCAUUGAGUCUAAUUACUUUGUUGCUGCUAAUAUUCAAUUCGUGAAUUCAUCUCCAAUGCCAAAGGGUAAUAAAAGUGGGGAACAAGCAGUGGCAUUGAGAAUAUCAGGUGACAAGGCAGCUUUCCACAACUGUAAAUUUGUAAGCUAUCAAGAUACCUUGUGUGAUGAUAAAGGUAGACAUGUAUUCAAAGAUUGCUACAUUGAAGGCUCUGUAGACUUUAUCUUCGGCAAUGGACAAUCCCUAUACUUGAGCACAACCAUAAGAUCGGUUGCCAAGAACACAGGAGUUAUCACAGCCCAAGGAAGGGACAGUGUAACUGAAGACAGUGGAUUCACCUUUGUUCAUUGCAAAAUCAUAGCCGAUGGUGACACUUACUUGGGUCGAGCUUGGAGGGAGAUGCCUCGAGUCAUAUUUGCCUACACUGAUAUGGGCAACCAUAUCAAUGGUAAUGGCUGGUCCAACGCCAUGGGAGCACCUACCAAAGCUUCAGGAAACAACAAGUGCGUAUACUCUAUAUAUACACAUAUUAUUUUGUGGUUUUUAUUAUUAAUUAAUUCCAUAUAUACUGAUUGCUUCUUUGUAAAUGCAGUUCUGUGUUUUACGGAGAGUACAAGUGCACUGGACCGGGAGCUAACACCUCUGGACGUGCCAAGUAUUCAAAGAAAUUGACUGAUGAAGAAAUCAAACCUUUUAUGAGCAUGACUUUCAUCCAAGGCAACAAGUGGUUUAUGGAGCCUCCUCACCUUAAACGUUGAAUUUAAUCCUGUAAUCAUGAAAUUAAGGGGUUAUAAUUGAUGCAACUUUCUCUUCUCUGCUUACAAUUUGUAUACAAUUGAUAUUUGAUCACUAUAUACUAAUGUGCAAUUAACUCAUCAAAA
Molecule: messenger RNA, 1409 nt
Organism: Cannabis sativa
Lineage: Eukaryota; Viridiplantae; Streptophyta; Magnoliopsida; Rosales; Cannabaceae
Product: putative pectinesterase 63
Exons: 3
Coding region: 85-1200 (371 amino acids)
Biological process (GO): cell wall modification
Molecular function (GO): pectinesterase activity
Source: RefSeq, a predicted model, not a curated record